CGGGGAGUUGGUAGGAGAGGCUGGGUAAUCUGGUCUGGGAGAGCAAGAGCCAUGGCUGGCCUGGUGGACUUCCAGGAUGAGGAACAGGUGAAGUCGUUUCUGGAGAAUCUGAAGGUGGAGUGCAACUAUCAGUGCUACCAAGAGAAGGACCCGGAUGGUUGUUAUCGGCUGGUGGACUAUCUGGAAGGAAUCCAGAAGAAUUUUGAUGAGGCUGCCAAGGUCUUGAAGUUCAACUGUGAAGACAAUAAACACAGUAAUAGCUGCUACAAACUGGGGGCCUAUUACGUGACUGGGAAAGGUGGACUGACCCAGGACUUGAAAGCUGCUUCCAGAUGCUUUCUGAUGGCGUGUGAAAAGCCUGGAAAGAAGUCUAUGGAGGCAUGUCACAAUGUUGGUCUCCUGGCACAUGAUGGACAGGUCAAUGAUGAUGGCAAGCCUGAUCUGGGGAAGGCCAGAGACUAUUAUACAAGGGCCUGUGAUGGCAGCUAUGCCCCUAGCUGCUUCAACCUCAGCACCAUGUUUCUGCAGGGGACUCCCAACUUUCCCAAGGACAUGGGCCAAGCAUGCCAAUACUCACUGAAAGCCUGUGACCUAGGUCAUAUCUGGGCCUGUGCUAAUGCCAGUCGGAUGUACAAGCUGGGGGACGGUGUGGAGAAGGAUGAAGCAAAGGCCGAGAUGCUUAAAAAUCGGGCCCUGCAGCUGCAUAAAGAGCAGCAGAAAAACGUCCAACCUUUAACGUUUGGGUAGUGUGGCCCACCCUGCUGUACAGCAGAGGCUGGCCCCUCCUAUUCCCGAUGCAGCCCUGGGGGGUCAACCUGCUGGAGCAGAAAGACUUGGGACUUGCUAUUAGUAGCCCUGGUUACAUAUACCUGUAACCCAGGUAUAUGGUUACAUUGUCACCUACUGGGAUAUAGCCUGAAGUGUUUAUUUCUUUAACUGGUGUGUUCUCUGAAGAGACCCAUAUUAAUGGGGUCUUAGAUCUCAAAUUCUUAUAGUUCUGUGAAAACCAGCAAACUAGAGAGCUAUGGAGAUUGGGGGUGAGACAAAGAGCGGGAAAUUGGAUAAAUUAGCAGUUACAGAGCCUGAGGGAAUCAGACAUCAUCAUCAUCAUGAUUAUUUUAGUUGGAGGAGUGGGGCUUGAAAAUCAGAAAGUAUCUUGAUUUACAUAGUAGAGGCUUAAGGAACCAAGAAUAGUCAUGACUGCCACCCUCUGGUUUAUGUAAUCUUGGCGUGGGCUUUUUGCCUUUAGAGUCACAUUUUCCAAUAAAUUCAGAGAUCAGAAAGGUUAAAAGUUGAUAUACUUCAGGGCUGCUAAGGAGAAUGAAGCAGGCUCUCCUUCAGUGGAGACAUCCCAAUGGGCCAGCAUCCCCAGCCCACUUACCUGGUGCUGCUCAUCACACUGAGGCAGCAGGUUAUUCAGGUAGGGAUUUGUAAGUAAGGGCUUUGUGGCAUAUUUUGUCCCUCAGAACUGAACCUUUUUAACUAUUUUGAUUGAUUAGUAUUUUUGUUAGCGUGUUCUCUCCAGUUUCUGGGUAGGGUAGAGAUUUUCUUGAGAACAUUUGGCUUUUCUAUUCUCCUAAUUUGUCACUAGGGGGCGAGCUUGUAAUUUUCUUGGUGAUAACAGGACUUAUUUCUGGCACUACCUACAGAUUUUAGGGCUUCCAGUUUUGCAGCUAUGUUAGAGGGAAGGCUUGCUGUGUGGAUGGUUUGUAAGCAUAGUCCACCAGUUUCUCCAGUUGAUAGAGAGGGACUUUCCCAAGAGUAGACAAGUUCUAAAAAAGUGAGUUCGUUUAAAAAAUACAGCUUUUGUCAUGUUUCAAAUAAAUAGGCCAAAAAGCACAUGAAAAGAUGUUCAACAUCGCUAGUCAUCAGGGAAAUGCAAAUCAAACCACAAUAGGGUAAUUAUCUUACCCUUUUCAGGAUGGCUAUUUAAAAAAAAAGACAACAUGUUUGCAAGGAUACACAGACUGGAAACCUUACACAUGGUUGGUGGGAAUGUACAGUGGUGCAGUCACUAUGGAAAACAAUAUGAUGUUUCCUAACAAAUGAAACAGUUAACAUGUGACCUGGCAAUUCCACAUCUGGGUAUAUGUUUGAAAAAAUUGGCAGCAGAGUCUCUGAGAUAUUUAUACACCCGUGCUCAUAGAAGCAAUCAUAAUAGCCAAAACACACAACAAUGUUAUGUGGCCUUGAAAGGAAGGAAAUUCUGAUACAUGUGUAAUAUGGAUGAACCUUGAAGACAUUAUGCUGAAUGAAAGAAGCCAGUCACGAAAAGGUACAUAUAUGAUUCCACUUAGAUGAGGUAUCUAGACUCAGAAACAGAAUGGUGGAUGCCAUGGUCUAGGAGGAGAGAGAAAUGGGGAGUUGUUUAAUGGGAAUAGCAUGUCAAUUUUGCAAGAUGAAAAACUUCUAUAGAUGACUUGCACAAAGAAGAUGAAAAUUCUUAACACUACUGAACUGUCCACCACAGAUGGUUAAGAUGGUAAAUUUUCUUUGUACAUAACCACAGUAUUUUUAAAAACUGACAUUUAAAUUUUUUUAAAUGCAAUAUCUGAAGUUUGGGGCUAUAAAAAAGCCCUGGCUAGUGUGGCUCAGUGGAUUGAGCACUGGCCUGCGAACCUAAGGGUUGAUGGUUCAAUUCCCAGUCAGGGCACAUGCCUGGGUUGUGGGCCAGGUCCCCAGUGGGGGGCAUGCAAAAGGCAACCGUACAUUGAUGUUUCUUUCCCUUCACCUCUCUAAAAAUAAGUAAAACCUUUAAAAAAGUACUAUAUUCUCUUGAAAUGAAGUUUGGAACAUAGCAAAAAAAAACCAACCUUUCACUACCCUUUACCACCUACCAGCUUUGGCCCAAUAAUGUUGUUUAACUACCCUUUAAGAAUCACAUCUUCCAGUGGAUUGAGCGCAGGCCUGCAAACCAGAGGAUCGCAGUUUGAGUCCCAGUCAGGGCAUAUGUCUGGGUUGCAGGCCAGUUCCCAGCAGGGGACCCACGAGGGGCAACCAUACAUUGAUACUUCUCUCCUUCCCUUCCCCUCUAAAGAUAAAUAAAUAAAAUCUUUUAAAAAAAUCA
Messenger RNA from Artibeus jamaicensis (Jamaican fruit-eating bat), 3067 nucleotides. RefSeq names its product cytochrome c oxidase assembly factor 7. NCBI's taxonomy places the organism in Eukaryota, Metazoa, Chordata, Mammalia, Chiroptera, Phyllostomidae. The record is from RefSeq and is a predicted model, not a curated record. Gene Ontology annotation, molecular function: protein binding. Bases 52 to 747 code for a protein of 231 amino acids. Gene Ontology annotation, cellular component: mitochondrial intermembrane space. The transcript has 3 exons.